AUGACUGGAUUAUCUGAGCAUUUGAAAUCACAUAAUAUUAAUGUCGAGUCAACUUUAUUAAAUUUCAACACUAUAGAAGGUAAGUGUUUAGAUGCAUUACAGAAAUUUAUUUUUGAUGGAUUUGUCUGUGAUUUGGUCGAAGAUUUUCACAAAUGGAAAAGAAGUAUAGAAGAAAAAGAAAAAUCUCAAUAUGUCAAAAAUUCAUCAAGUAAAAAGAUUUUAAGUAAAGAGUAUGUAUAUUAUUUUUGCCAUCGAUCAUUUGGAUCAAGAAUUUCGAACAAUGGACGUAAGAUUACAAAAUGUGGUGGAUCUAUAAAAACUGGUUAUGUUUGUCCUUCUUACAUAAAGGUACAUAUAGAUCACAAGGAAAUUAAAGUACGUUAUUAUAGUACACACUUAUGGCACACUCAUGAUAUUGGAAAACAAAGAUUAUUUGGUGAAGAUAGGAGUAUAAUUGCAGGUAAUUUAAGUUUGGGUGUUCCUAUAAACAGAAUUUUGGAAGAUAUAAUGUCAACGAAAAUUGAAGGAGAAAUUAAAAGGAUUCAUCUGCUUGAAAAAAAAGAUUUACAUAAUAUCAGAAGAGAUUUUAAUAUAGCAUACUCUACAAAGAGACAUGAAAAUGAUUCAAUGAUUGUAAAUAUCUGGGUACAAGGGAUGAUGGAUAAAGGAGACGAAAGCCCUAUUUUAUAUUAUAAGGAACAGGGAAAAUAUGAUAAUCUUUCAUGUUUUACCAAAGCUGAUUUUUGCUUGAUUAUUAUGACUAAAUUCCAAUCAGAAUUAUUAUUAAAAUUUGGAUGUGACAAGAUAUGUAUUGACGGUACACAUGGGUUAAAUGGGUACAACUUUCAGUUAUAUUCUCUAGUAGUUGUUGACGAGUUUGGAAAUGGAUACCCUGUAGCAUUUUGUUUUUCAAACAAAUCUGAUGCUGUUCUAUAUCGACAUUAUUUUCAAUGUAUUAAAAAUGUUAUAGGCAAUAUUACACCAGCUGUUUUUAUGUCUGAUGACGAACCACCAUUUUAUAAAGCUUGGAGCGAAGUAAUGGGUGUUGCAGAUAAACAAAUUUUGUGUGCUUGGCACAUUUUAAGAAAUUGGACAAAAAGUUUAAAUAAAAUUCACAGCAAUGAUAAAAAACAUAUUGUCUUUAAAACAUUAAAGUCAUUGAUGUAUGAAACUGACGAAAACUAUUUUGGAAUUGAACUGCAGAGAGUAUUAGAUAACCUUUUAAGUGACAAAGAUACAAAAGACUUUGGAAAUUAUUUUAAAUUCACAUAAUAUGCAUCUAGAGUAGAAAAGUGGGCCUAUUUCAAUAGGAAACAUGUUGGAAUUAAUACAAACAUGUAUUUUGAAUCUUUACAUAAAAGUAUUAAACAUUACUAUUUAAAUGGUAAACAAUGUAAAAGAUUAGACCUGUCAAUUAACGCACUUAUGUCAUUAGUAAGAGAUAAAAGCUUCGAAAGGAUUAUUAAAAUUGCAAAACAAAAAAAAACUUCUAAAAUUAUUCAAAUUAUUGCAUCUCACAAAAAAUCUUCUGAAUUGACACCAAAAAUGAUAUCAGAAAUUUAUGGUUACUGGUUGGUUUAUUCUACGUCAAACUACGAUGUUGUAUAUAAAGUUGAGAAAACCAAUUUAUCAUGUAGUGAAUGUGUUUUGACUUGUGUUGAAUGCCAGAUAUGUGUUCAUACUUAUAAGUGCUCAUGCAUGAAUAAUGUAAUCUACUUUAAUAUUUGCAAGCAUAUCCAUGCAUGUGCUGAACAAAAAAAAAAUAUUUUUUUACAAUGUAAACCAGAAAGUUCAACAUCUGAAUUAGUUGUUGAUAAUGGUUUUCUACAACAAAAUGAAACUCAACCAGAAAUAGAUAAAGAUGAUGGUAAUACAGAAAUUACACACAAACUAGAGUCAAUACUUGGUAUGGUUAAUCGUACCAAGUUAAAUGACAUAGAUCAAAAAUAUAUAUUAAAACAAUGUGACAAAAUAAUUUCGAAAUUGGCCAAAAAUACAGAUUUUAAAAAUACUUCAAAUGCGGGAAAGAAGAGAAAUAUUGAUCCUCAAACCAGAUUUUUUACCAACAAAAGAAAAAGAAUUGAAUCACCUACUUUAUCAUCUACUGAAAGUAAGCAUAUUAUAGAAUCACUAAGGAAUUCUUCCAAUGAAACAUUAUUCAUAAGUAAUACACAAAUGUUUGACCACUCCUAUUUAUAA
Messenger RNA from Myzus persicae (green peach aphid), 2199 nucleotides. RefSeq lists its product as uncharacterized. The record is from RefSeq and is a predicted model, not a curated record. Gene Ontology annotation, molecular function: zinc ion binding. Lineage: Eukaryota; Metazoa; Arthropoda; Insecta; Hemiptera; Aphididae. The transcript is spliced from 5 exons.